AAAUUAUCUGGGAUGCAUCAAGUGAGAUGCACCAGAGCCGGUGGUCUAGGAAGUUUCAAACCUUCGAUUUCAAUUCUGUAAACUCCACAAUGCCAUGGGAUGCUGGGGACUUCUCGGCUUUAAGUUCCCUAAGGGCGAGGGCGCGGUCCCUCCGCUCCAACAGCUGCUGCGAAGGCGUUUUUAAGCGGGACGCCUCGCCGGGCGGUGUCGCGGUGCCGGGGUGUGAUUCUCUCCGCCCGCGGGCUGCGCGGGGCUGGCCGGGCGAGCUGUGGGUGUGUGUGCCCGGCGGAAGCAGUCGCUCCACGUCCGGGUUAGGCGCGGCCGGCGGGGCGAUGCCGCUGGUGGUGCUGUGCGGGCGGCCCGGCAGCGGCAAGAGCCGGCGGGCGGCCGAGCUGCGGGAGGCGCUGGGCGGCCCGGAGCGGGCGGCGCACGUCGUGGCCGAGGCGGAGGGCGGCCGGGCGGCGCUGCGGGCCGAGGUGGAGCGGCGGCUGAGCCGGCGGGACGUGGUGAUCGUGGACGCGGGCAACGAGCUGCGGAGCAUCCGCUACGAGCUGUACUGCGCGGCGCGGCAGGCGGGCACGCCGCGCUGCCUCCUGCACUGCGCCGGCGGCGCGGGCGGCCCCGACGAGCCGCCCUUCGAGGAGCCCGACCCGAGCUGCCGCUGGGACCGGCCGCUGUUCACGGUGCGCGGCGAGGAGCCGCUGCCGCUGGGCGACAUCCGCGCCGCGCUGUUCGAGAGCGCCCCGCCGCCGCCGCACCGCGCCACCCGCACGCAGCCGCUGCAGUCCUGCGGCUUCCUGCACCAGCUGGACCGCGUCACCCAGGACGUGCUGGCCGCCGUGCUGGCCGCGCAGAGGAGCGGGGCGCAGCCCGGAGAGACCAUCCGCGUCCCCGGCGUGGCCGAGGGGCUGGUGCUGAGCCGGCCCGUCAGCGUGGCCGAGCUGAGCCGGCUGCGGAGGCAGUUCAUCAGCUACACCAAGAUGCAGCCCAGCGAUGAAAACCUGCCCCAGCUGGCCAGCAUGUUCCUGCAAUACCUGAGCCGCAGCAUCCAGUGAAGUGUCACCUGUGCCACCCAGCAGUGGCGGUGGUCUGGCUCCCAAGUACUCGCAGCGGGAUGAAUGUGCCUUGAGGCACAGACCUGCGGAGCCCGGGGAUGCUCGGAUCGCUGGGCAGCAGCAGCAGCAGCAGCAGCUCUGGGAAGGUGGAUACCGUGUCCCUGCAGCAGCCGAGCCAGCUGCAUCGCUGGGGAGACCUCCAGGAAAGCAGUUCCUCAGCACUGCCUGCUCCCCACUGGCCUCUUGCAAAAAGGAGAGCUACUGGUGCGUCCCCAAGCGAUGAAAUCUCCUGUGGAGAUGGAAACCCUGCUAAUCAAAUAGUGUGAUGUGAAAGUGCAAAAGGUGAUGACUGUAGGGAAGGCUUUUCUUCCACAUUGGCAUGUGUGUGCUGGAAUAAGAAGAUUGUUUUUUUAGAGCUGCCACCAGAUAAGGUUGAACUGCAGAAGAGACUUCAGGUCUAAUAAUAAAAUGUGUGCCUUAAAUGGAGUAAAGUCUUAAUUUACCUGCAGGACUAUUUUACUGAAAAAAAAUGGCCAGGUCUUUUGUUUUCAAGGUCAUUAUACACCCUUAAAACCAUCACUUUACACCCUUAAAAACACAAAUUGCUUAAGAAUGAGUGCUGUCAUAGGAAAAAGGAGAUAAAAUGACAGAAAUAAAUGUAUUUAUUUCUGUUCUGUGUGAAACUCAUGAGUCUGUAUUGGCUGUGAUGGGUAGCUAAGUUUCCAAUAAUUUUGGGUACAGCUUAUAUAAACUUCUCACUUUCUGGUGGAUGCUUCAUUCUUCAUUCUAAUAAAUGGUGGCUUUUUGUUUU
Messenger RNA from Agelaius phoeniceus (red-winged blackbird), 1866 nucleotides. NCBI's taxonomy places the organism in Eukaryota, Metazoa, Chordata, Aves, Passeriformes, Icteridae. The record is from RefSeq and is a predicted model, not a curated record.